Messenger RNA from Betta splendens (Siamese fighting fish), 2536 nucleotides. RefSeq names its product Rho GDP dissociation inhibitor (GDI) gamma (gene arhgdig). Gene Ontology annotation, biological process: Rho protein signal transduction. Gene Ontology annotation, molecular function: protein binding; Rho GDP-dissociation inhibitor activity. Lineage: Eukaryota; Metazoa; Chordata; Actinopteri; Anabantiformes; Osphronemidae. The transcript is spliced from 6 exons. The record is from RefSeq and is a predicted model, not a curated record. The coding region runs from base 550 to 1221 and encodes 223 amino acids. Gene Ontology annotation, cellular component: membrane; cytoplasm; cytosol.
CCGCUGCUAGUCUGCGAAUCGAUAGCCAGCGUCUGGGCUCCACACGCACAUGCUGCUGCUGCUGCAGACAGGUCCGCUGGCCGACCCGCCCGGCGUCCGCCGCUUUCUAGCGCUGCCUGCUGCCUGUGGGAAAACCAGCUGAUCGCUCUUCUUCUGCGGUUUCCUCCCAUUUUGUCACUGUGCUUCACUUUUCAAGAGCGAGGAGGAAGUGCAGAAAAGCCGGCUCCUUCGCUCGCUCGCUCGCUCGCUCAUCCUCCCUCUCUCUCUCUCUCUCUAGCUCACACGCAUCCCCACCCACACCCUAGCAUCCACACUCUCUGCUACUCUCUCUCUCUCUCUCUCUCUCUCCAUCCCUUCUCUUUCCCCUCCAGCUACGUUGUGAACGCUUCCUCCGGGGUGGACAUGCUCUCCUGACCCGUCGUCUCCGGUCCUACGUUUUGUGGACGCUCUCCUGGUUGAUCCGCUGCCCGCCUGGUACUUUGUCGCUACCUGUGGAGGUUCUGUGCUUCUCUGGUUCCCCUCAGCCGUGUGUCACCCUGCAGAGGCACCAUGCUGGGUUUGGACGUGUGUGAGUUCGGGGGUCAGGUGCUGGAGCUGCUGUGGCUCACUGUGUGCUACAGAGGUCUAAUGGCUGACAAAAAGGAUCUGGCUCUCGAGGAUGAGGAGGACGAGAGAAACCUCAACUACAACCCUCCGGCCCAGAAGUCGUUGCAGGAGAUUCAGGAGCUGGACAAAGACGACGAGAGUCUGGUGAAGUACAAGCAGACGCUGCUGGGGCCCGGUCCAGUGGCAGCAGACCCUUCUGGGCCCAAUGUCCGAGUCACCAGACUGACCCUGUUGUGUGAUGAGGCUCCUGCACCGAUCGUCAUCGACCUGACGGGAGACCUGAGCGCGCUGAAGGAGAAGAGCUUCUUCUUACAGGAGGGAGCCAGAUACAGACUAAAGAUCCACUUCAAGGUCGACAGGGAAAUCGUGGCUGGAUUAAAAUACCAUCAUGUGACCUACAGAAAAGGAGUCAAAGUCGACAAGGUGUCCUACAUGGUGGGAAGUUACGGGCCGAGGGCGGAGGAGCAUGAGUUCAUCAGCCCGGUUGAUGAGGCUCCUAAAGGCAUGUUGUCACGUGGCCACUAUCAGAUCAAGUCGUGCUUCAUCGACGACGAUAAGAACAUCUACCUGGCCUGGGAGUGGAACCUCGACAUCAACAAGGACUGGAAUGAAUAGAGAGAAGGCGCCAGCGAGGGGUGAUUGCCCUCAACUCCCCCCCUCACCCACUUCCACCUCAUGGUGGUUAGGCAGCGUCGCCUAAUCAAGAGCCUGCAUCUCCUGAGUCGCCCUCAUCAUGAAAUCUCUAUACGCAAAUCUAAGGGAUUGUAGAAUUAACUAAAGUAUAAUGCAGUGAAACUCUCUAAAAGAGAAGUGAUGUGAUAUAAAUAUUAAAUACAGAGUCGUUUGUUGAAGGUUUAGUAGUAAAAGCUGUGUCACAGAGGCAAUAAAAGCUGUUGCUCCUCUGAGGUUUCACUCUUAAUCAUCAUCAUCUCCAAUGUGGAAUGCAAAUAAUCACACGGAAAGAAACACAGAACUGGGAGAGAUUCGUUAUAUUUAUGUUUUGAUCCCAUUGUGGAAGCUUUUCCUAUACAAUACAUUCAUCCCCCAUAUACUGUACAUAAUCACACUUAACUAAUUUAUUCAUCAGAUUUAUGAACGUCUGCUUGUCCCAUGAUGUAUUGUUUUAAAACGCAGUAAACAAGUAUAUUUUACAUCAUCCACAACAUUUUUUUACUACCGGUUAUGUGCUAUUACUGUUUUAGAACCCUCAUGUCUUGGAAUGAGGAUGUCCAACAUACAUUGGGAUGUUGGACAAUGUUGCUUGUUUUGACAAACGUUUUAAAAAGCACCUACUUUUUGAGUCUUUGUGGAGCUUUUGAGAAGAGCUGAGCCAUUGAAGACUGUAACUGAACUGUGUAUAUUGUAGAAAGACAUGCAUGUGCGUCCAUCAGGAUUUUAUGCGAUUUAUUUAGUGAAAAAACAAAAUUAGCUCUUUUUAAGAAAUAGGACCCAAGAUGUGAACAAAUCUCAAAAUUAAUGGAUGAUUUUAAGAUGGAAUCUGUUUGUUAAAGUAUAUUAAAGGAUGAAUUGAGUCCAAUUAAAAUAAAAAAUACAGAACUAUUGUGUAAAGUCUUUAGAUAUGAUAUUGUCAUUGUUGCUGAACAUACUGAACACCGUUUGAAAUCAUUGUGAGACUAACUGUAAACGUUGGCUUGUUGGGUGUUGCAUGGUUUAACAGGAUUUUCUCUUCCUUUUUUUACCACUUCAUUGUAAGAUUUAAUGUGAGAUAAAAAAUCGUUGCUGUUGCAAAAAAUGUCAGUGGUUGCCAGAUGUUGGAGUUCCAGUCUUUGCAGGGAUCAUGUUAAAGACUGAAUCUGUGUCUCAUCCUCCUCCAGCCUGUCAUUAAAUGCUGCAUCUUCACUGGUAUCAAAUGGUGAAGAUGCACUGGUGUCAAAUCCUGUAUCUUUUAAUAAAGGCAGUUGGACCAAAA